Molecule: messenger RNA, 465 nt
Organism: Mauremys mutica (yellowpond turtle)
Lineage: Eukaryota; Metazoa; Chordata; Testudines; Geoemydidae
Gene: SEM1
Product: SEM1 26S proteasome subunit
Exons: 3
Coding region: 99-311 (70 amino acids)
Biological process (GO): double-strand break repair via homologous recombination; mRNA export from nucleus; proteasome assembly
Cellular component (GO): proteasome complex; proteasome regulatory particle, lid subcomplex
Source: RefSeq, a predicted model, not a curated record
CUCGCUGAUUCCGCCAGCAUCCCGUCAUGCCCCACGGGGCAGUCGAGACGUAGCCUCCCAGCCAGCUCGGACGCUAGAGCGGCAGCGGCAGGCCGACCAUGUCCGAGAAGAAGCAGCCCGUGGACCUGGGGCUCCUGGAGGAGGAUGACGAGUUCGAGGAGUUCCCGGCGGAAGACUGGGCUGGUUUAGAUGAAGACGAAGAUGCACAUGUCUGGGAAGACAAUUGGGAUGAUGACAAUGUAGAAGAUGACUUCUCCAAUCAGUUAAGAGCUGAACUAGAAAAACAUGGAUACAAGAUGGAGACCUCAUAGUUUUCAGUGAAGAUGGAAUAAUCUAAAAUUGAACUGUAGAUUGAAUUGUUGAAAAAAGAAGACAGGCUGGGACAUGAGAUGAUACAUUCAAUCCAUUAUCAGUUUGCAUUGAUUUAUUUUGGUUUUGUAUAAAUAAUAAAAAUUUUAAUCUAAA